Molecule: messenger RNA, 1404 nt
Organism: Pleurotus ostreatus (oyster mushroom)
Lineage: Eukaryota; Fungi; Basidiomycota; Agaricomycetes; Agaricales; Pleurotaceae
Gene: CFS1
Product: cfs1-like protein
Exons: 11
Coding region: 1-1404 (467 amino acids)
Biological process (GO): lipid biosynthetic process
Source: RefSeq, a predicted model, not a curated record
AUGCCUUCCACAACACCUGCAUCUACGGCUUGCGUCGAGGUCUUCCCCUCGUCCAAAUGCCAACGCGCCCCGUCGCUAUUUUCUGCUGUCUUCAGCCCCAGCACAUGGCUUUCGACCUUUGCCCGGACAUCCAUCCUCUCUGUCCUUGACGGCGCGAUAAACAUCGGCCACCUCACAAUCUCCGAUUCCGAAGGGGUGCACUGUUAUGGGACACGCCAUAAAGGUUGCAAUGACGUCUACAUAAAAGUCGUGAAUGACUACUUCUGGACUCGACUCUUACUAUCUGGAGAUCUAGGCUUUAGCGAAGCGUACAUGAUUGGCGAUAUCCAGGUUGACGACCUCAAGGGCGCCAUGAAGCUAUGGCUCGAAAACCAAGCAGGCAUGGAGGAGACUCUGUCCUCAACGCUUGCUCGAGUCUCUUCAACGCUCACCGGACUUUACAACGGCAUACUGGGCCAGACUCAGUCGCAAGCUCGCCUAAACGUUAUUGCUAGCUACGAUCAAUCAAACGAGCUGUUCAAGGCGUUCUUAUCCAAAGAAAUGAUGUAUUCUUGUGCUUUGUGGGGCGAAGCCGAGAAUGGUGUUAGAGGCGACUUGGAGUUCGGCCCAACUCCAGGGGAUCUAGAAGCUGCGCAACGUCGUAAAAUCCACCAUGUUCUUCGUCAAGCUCGGGUACAACCCGGGCAUCGCAUUUUGGAAUUCGGGAGCGGAUGGGGAGGUCUUGCCAUUGAGGCUGCCCGCACCUUCGGAUGUGAGGUUGAUACCCUUACGCUUUCGAUCCAGCAGAAGACGUUGGCGGAGGAGCGAAUUCGGGAAGCAGGGCUCGAGGGCCGCAUCCGUGUGCACCUUCUGGACUAUCGAGAAAUACCCGCCGAGUUCGAGAAGGCCUUUGAUGCUUUCGUCUCCAUUGAAAUGCUUGAACACGUUGGCUCCAAAUACUACAACACGUAUUUCAAGCUUGUGGACUUUGCUCUCAAGUCGAAAAACGCCACCGUCGUGGUCAGCGCUUCUACUUUCCCUGAAUCGCGAUUCUCGAGUUAUCAAGCGGAAGAUUUCAUGCGUCGCUAUAUGUGGCCCAACUCGUGUCUGCCGAGUGCAACAGCCUUGAUAACCGCUGCGCAAGCCGGUUCUCAGGGAAGAUUCACUUUGGAGUCUGUUGAGAACCACGCCGCUCACUAUCCACGCACUCUUCGUGAAUGGGGACGCCGCCUGGAAGCAAACUUGACACAAGAUCUUGUUGUCAAAGAUUACCCAUCGCUUCGAGAGAAGGCCGACUAUGAGGCGUUCACGAGAAAAUGGCAAUAUCUAUUCGCCUACGCUGGUGCCGGCUUCGCAAAGGGAUACAUAACCUGCCAUAUGCUCACAUGGAUACGUGAGAAUGAUACGCCAGAGCUAUGUGAUUAG